This is a messenger RNA of Chiloscyllium plagiosum (whitespotted bambooshark), 363 nucleotides long. The record is from RefSeq and is a predicted model, not a curated record. NCBI's taxonomy places the organism in Eukaryota, Metazoa, Chordata, Chondrichthyes, Orectolobiformes, Hemiscylliidae.
UCCAGUUUCCUCCCCCCACAGGAUGAGUACGAGCUACUCAACUACAGUCAGCAGCUGAGGGAACGUCUGGACGCUUUCACCCGGGACUUCAUCCCCCAUAUGAAGGAGGAGGAAGAGGUAUUCCAGCCCCUGCUGAUGGAGUAUUUCUCCUACGAUGAGCUGAAGGAUAUAAAGGUGAAGGUAUUAGCGCGGCAUGGCCACGUGGACACGGUGGAGGUCCUGAAGGAGCUGCAGCUGAGGAACCAGCCCGACGACCAACAAAAACUCGACAAGAACCGUCCGAGCAGUAACCGAACCCCCCCAGGUACAGGUGAGAACUGCGUUUGUAUCGCGCAGUCCGCCCGCUAACCCUUCCCCGAGGCC